AUCAUCCUUCCGCUUAUCGCAGGGUUACCAAAGGAAAUAGAUAGGCAAAAUUACUAGAUAGAUAUUAUUUUAUAAUAGUUAGACUUAAAUACUCUAGAUCUCUAGGAUAUAGAUCUUGAAAUCUAGAUCUAUAUAAAUAUACUCUGUACACUUAAGUGGUGCCCAAGGGCGGGGAAGGAUUAGUUUUCAUCAUGGCACAGCCGGCUGCUGUUUUCAUGUUUGCUGGUGCUGUUGCUCUGGGCAUUUUUAUAAAUUUCUCCAUUCAUAAAAUUGAAGAGGGCCAUGUUGGAGUCUACUAUAGAGGUGGUGCAUUGUUGUCCACAACAAGUGAACCAGGCUAUCAUUUCAUGCUUCCAGUUCUAACAUCUUUUAGGUCUGUUCAGACUACGCUGCAGACAGAUGAGGUUAAAAAUGUACCCUGUGGAACAAGUGGUGGUGUAAUAAUUUAUUUUGAAAGGAUUGAAGUCGUCAACAAGCUAGAUACUUCUGCAGUGUUUGACAUAGUCAAGAACUACACAGCUGAUUAUGACAAGACUCUGAUUUACAACAAAAUUCACCAUGAGCUCAAUCAGUUUUGUAGCAGCCACAACUUACAGGAAGUCUACAUUGAUUUGUUUGAUCAAAUUGAUGAAAAUUUAAGAAAGGCACUACAAUCUGACCUGUAUGAAAUGGCACCAGGUCUCACUGUCCAAGCAGUGCGCGUGACUAAACCAAAGAUUCCAGAACAGAUUCGCAAAAAUUAUGAGGCUAUGGAAGGUGAAAAAACAAAAUUGCUCAUUGCCAUACAGAAACAAAAAGUUAUUGAAAAAGAAGCUGAAACCGACAGGAAAAGGGCCAUUAUAGAGGCUGAGAAGAUAGCACAGGUUUCAAAGAUUCAUUGGGAACAAAAGAUUAUGGAAAAGGAAUCUGAAAAGAAAAUGUCUGAAAUUGAAGAUGCUACACAUUUGGCCAAAGAGAAGGCUAAGGCAGAUGCCGACUAUUAUAAGGCUGAAAGAGAAUCUCUAGCUAACAAGGCUAAACUGACCAAAGAGUAUCUUGAAAUGCUUAGAUAUCAAGCAAUAGGCAGCAAUACCAAAAUUUAUUUUGGCAAUAAUAUUCCAAAUGUGUUCUGGGACCCUGCUAUCUCUGCACCUAGUCAAUCCUGUUCUGAUGGCAGCACAUCCACAACGGAGAAGAAAAAGUGAAGCUUGUCUGUCUAAAACAAGUGUGUGCUUCAAAGUGUGACAGCCUUCUAUUCCAUCACGGGUGCCUUUGCUCAAGCCGAAAGCCAACACAUCUUUUUCCUCAAAGUUCUUUAUUGUUUACUUAAAUUUUUAAGUAACUUAAAAUUGUCCCCACCAAUUUAAAGUUGUUUUAUUUUAUUUUGUCAACAUUUUUUUUAUUUUGACAUUUUUGGACAAUUUAUUAAUUUUUUAUAUCUAUUAUUAGAUAAUAGAAAAGCUGUUUGUAGGAUUUUGUUUUCAAAAACUGCAAAGUUUGAAGUGUUUGAACUGUAUCCAUGUUGGAGUAUCACUGUUUUUUCUUUCUUUCAAGUGCAUUAUUUCUGGGCUAUUUUCCAGCACCUCAAUUACUACACUACUGAAUCUUAUGGUUAUUCAGUUUCUUUUUUCAAAAUCAUAAAUUCAUUAGCUCUUUUCAAUUCUCAUUAUUCAUUCAUCUCUACACUUUCUCUAGCACUGGUUUAUGUUCCAUAUACUUAGAAUUUAAAUAUUUAAAAUUUUUGUUUGCCUGUAUGAUUGUAAUAAAAGUAAACGUUAGUAAAGAAGGCAUAAUAAAUAGAUAAGUAUUUAGCUGUAUGGAAACUAGAGAUCUUUAGAACAGGAUUGAAAAGAGUUAUUAUUUUGGACUUGUUUUCCUUGUUUUGUUAUUUAGAAUAGUGCUGUAUUUUUAAAAAAUGUGAUUUAGAAUGUAUUAAUUCCUUUAAGUAAAGCUGAGUAUGUGUAUUGAUUUUUUUGAAAGCAUAGACUAAUGCUUCAUCAGCAAGAAAGUUUUUAAGUGUGAACAUGCUAAUCAUACUUUUUUUUAAAAAUUAUUUUUUCCAAUAUAUGUGUGUAUAAUUAUGUAUUUUUCUUUUAAUUCUGAUUGCAUAAUGAUUAAACUUUCAAUAUGUUCAAUGUGAUCCUUUGUUCUUACCCAAGAUAAUUAAGCUUUAAAAUAGAAUGCUUUAUGUACAGUUAUGUUCCUGACAUUGCUAAUGUAACUAGUUAAAAUACAUUGGGAUUACAUAUCAUUUUGCUAAUAUUUUUUUCCAGUAAUUAUUUUGUAAACAAAUUUUUUUUAAAUGUAUCAAGAAUGGGUUUUAAGGGGUACUUGAUCAUUAUGUUGAAUUAGGCAAUGAAGUCAGGAGUGGCUGCAGAUGUCCUUUCUAUUAAAGCUUUUCAUUAAUCAGAUUAUUUUAAAACAAUUUCUGAAAGGAAAUUCAAGUCUUUGCAUCUUCUAUGAACUGUGGUCAUGUUAUUGCUUACAUUUUCGAAGACCUAUUUAUGGCUGUCUUGAACUGAGCAUUGGUUGUGAGUCACUUUGAAUGGGAUGAUGUAAAUUAUUUUCACAAUUGUAUGAUAGGAAAAACAGUUUUUUAAAAUGAUGUGACUGUUCAAUUGAAUGCGUAGUUCAUCAUUAUGAAUAACUAAGCUUAAAUAAUCAAAUUUUUUAUUUCAUUGGAGAUGUUAUAUAUUUUUGUCUGGCAAGAAUGUUUGUGAUAAAAAUAGUUUGAUUAGAAAAGUAUUUUAAAAUAGUCCCUUUCUAUUUAAAAUAUUUGUUCAGGUUUGCCUAUUAUUUAUUGUGUGUUUAACAGUAAGGAAGUGAAUUUUAUUUUUAAAAACUACUUUAAAGCCAAAGGAUGAUUUGUAGUGUACCUAACAUUAAAAUAUACUACCACUUAGUUUUUUUAUCUUAUGAAUGUUUUUGUGUUAGUUUGUUUGAAAUAAUGUUACACAAAUUUCUAUCAAUUAUUUAGUAAAAACUUUCAUUAGAAUUCUUUACAUUGUAUAAAUAAAAAACACACCAUUAAGUAUUAAAUAACUUUGUAUGCAUUUUUAAAAUACACAAAAUACAUGAUACAAAAUAAUUUUUUGUAAAAAAAUAAAUAUGACUACACAAAUAUAUAGUUAUGUAUAUUUUCAUUUAAAAAUAUUUGAAAUAUCAAUGCACAUUACUUGUGUCAAAAUUUGUGUGCUCAUAUUUAUCAAUUCUUAGCUAAUCAAGCACUGCCGCAAAAUUGCUUUUUCUCUAUCAAACACCUUUGAGUAUUUUUUGUAAUUUCUAUGUUAAAAAUAAGAUCCUAAAAAGUUUCCAUUCCAUGUUUAAAAGAUAUUAUGGUACCUAAAGUAAUUCACCUUUUGUAAAUGUUCAUUAUUUUUAAGAUUGUUAUGAAUAAAUUUGAAUUAAAAAAUUGUUUAAGUACUAAACUGUUCUAUACUGUGUGUGAAUUAAAGUAUUCACAGUUUUUAUUGACUAGAAAGUUUUCUAUUAAACAUUACCUAUAAUGGUUUCCUUG
Messenger RNA from Physella acuta, 3496 nucleotides. RefSeq names its product erlin-1. Lineage: Eukaryota; Metazoa; Mollusca; Gastropoda; Physidae. Gene Ontology annotation, molecular function: cholesterol binding; ubiquitin protein ligase binding. Gene Ontology annotation, biological process: SREBP signaling pathway. The record is from RefSeq and is a predicted model, not a curated record. Gene Ontology annotation, cellular component: endoplasmic reticulum; endoplasmic reticulum membrane.